Messenger RNA from Ceutorhynchus assimilis (cabbage seed weevil), 1234 nucleotides. The record is from the annotation of a GenBank genome assembly. Lineage: Eukaryota; Metazoa; Arthropoda; Insecta; Coleoptera; Curculionidae.
CAAAUUUCGACAAAACGAUUGUAGCGGUAGGCUUUAGGUUUCAGACCACGAGUUUUGGUGGCAACUUUUAAACAUGUUUUUUAAAAUUAUUGGUUCUUUAGCUUUUUUGAUCAUUCACUUCCAAUGGAGUCUGGAAUCUUUGGAGAGUAGCGAAAGUACUUUAGUACUUACACAUGUGCUUUUUCGUCAUGGAAAUAGAACAGCUGACAAACAUGAGCUCUAUCCAAAUGAUCCUUAUUUGAACGAAAAUUAUUAUCCUUUUGGAAAUGGACAACUCACCAAGAUAGGAAAACGCAAAGAAUUCUCUAUAGGCAAAGCUCUAAGAGAACGCUACAACAAUUUCUUAGGCGACUACUAUUAUCCUGAAAUCAUUGAAGCACUUAGUACUGAUUACAACCGCACUAAAAUGUCUUUAGAAUUAGUCCUAGCAGGUCUAUUCCCGCCAAGAGCUGAAGACUUGUUUGAAGAUUCUAUCUUUUGGCAACCAGUACCGUUUAAUUAUUUACCAAAAGACAAAGAUAAGGUUUUACUCGGUGUACUUUGUCCUAAGUAUUUAGAAAUUUAUGAAGAAAUUAGUAAGUCAGAAGAAAUAUUGCAAAAAUUCGCUGCAAACUCAGAAGCAUUCGCUUACAUUUCUGCGCACAGUGGUUUAAAUGCAACAAGGUUUUCCGACAUUUACAAUCUUUAUUUUGGACUUUCAACUGAAGAAGAAUGGGGUUUCGAGCUCCCCUAUUGGACCAAACCAAUUUGGCCUGCAAACAUCACUAAUUUAGCCAUACAAGAUUACUUCGUCUCGAUGUACACUAGCGAAAUGCGCCAAAUGGCCUCGGGAUACUUUUUGGAAAAACUAAUCCAAGAUACGAAAAAAAAGAUUCUCAGCGGCAAUUUUCCAGAAAGAAAGAUGCAUCUUUAUUCGGCUCACGAAAACAAUCUUGCAGAAUUGCUGAUGAGCUUGAACGUGUUCGAUAAGCCUCACAUACCGAAUUAUGGAGCUUGGAUAUCGAUUGAGAUACAUUUUAUCAAUAACAUUUAUGGUGUAAAGGUUAUCUACGAAAAUCAUACAGGAGAAGGUCCUCAACUUUUGUCGAUACCAAAUUGCGGCAGCUUUUGUCCUCUGGAUCAAUUUAUAGCACUCACAGAACAUUUGAUACCGUCAGAAGAUUUAUGUGGAAUAAAAUGCGUUUAAAAUUAAAUUAAUUUUUCUAUUUUCAAUAUAAAUUUGUAUCAAAGAGUU